UCUGUAACCAGUCAUGCGUGGAAUUUAAUAUUUCUAUGGUAGUGACCUCAUAAAUGUCUGCAGCGACAUAUCGACAGCGAGCAUGAGGUGUUUAGAAAAUCAAGUGGUCUUAAGACACAAAAGUAUAUUUAUUAACUUUCACGUUUACUGUCACAUCACAAAUUCGCGUUCAUCGCUAUUUCCCAUGGCCUAUAUACUCUACGUAUUGUUUCUUAACAAUACAAUAAACGGAAGCGCACUAACGCGUUAUUUUCAUUAUACAGCAAUGGUUCGUUUGUUACGUAUUAUAAUAUUGCUUGUUACGUUUCAACUUGGAUUGUACGUCAUAUACCAUGACAAUGGAUCAAGGUGAUGUAACAAUAGGAGUGGGGUGGUUUGUUAAGGUGGGUUGUUGUUAAUCAUGCUGUUUGUUACAGAAACAAAGUUCGUUACGUCAGGGUGACGGAAGGUAAGUAUGGGUUAUGACGUCAUUAUAUAAAUGGAGUCAUAGUAUGUAUGACGUAACAAAUCUACAGAUUGUCCGAACACGCGUAGCUUUGAUGACGUCACAGCGUUAAAGAACGCCGAACUCAGAAGAAUGGGAGACAUUGUUCAACGAUUGUUACGUCAGAUACAGGUAUUAUGACGUACUUCAUGACGGCAUCUAACCCUUAUACAGUCCAGGGAAGAUUGUAGUGACGUCAACACCUACGUAUGCCACCCUUUAUCAUGUGGAUUAGUUUGUAACAUUCAUCAACUUGCAUCGUGUAUGCUUACCGCCAUGAGUAGGAACCUUACCACUGUGGUAGGGGUCGAUCACAGGGGGUUCUUUGGUGAACAAAGCUACCGGAAGUUACGACAAAUCAUACUUCCGGUUAGUGACGUAUGCCCAACUGUGACGUUGGGCGAGGAUCUUAAAAAGAUUGAAAAACCGAGUUUUGAAUAUUCGAUGACGUCAUUACCUCCUGAAGUGACGCAAACAGUGAAUCGUCUCCAUAGCAACCCUAUGACGUGGUGGGUGGGGCAAGUGACGUCAUACUUGAUGACGUUGCAACCGGAUAUGAGACGCGAGGUCGAUCGAAGCAUCGAACAGCACUUCAGUGACGUCAUAGUGGGGAUCCACGUUCGAAGAAGCGACAAAGUAAAUCGCGAAUCUCAAUUCUAUGACGCGGAUGAAUAUAUGAGGCACGUGGAGAAGUGGUAUCAGCGGAGAGACAUCGAUAUUAGACUCGGUAAAGGGGAAUCACCCAUCCAUGGAUCAAGCGAGACGCGUAAGGUGUUUGUUGCUACUGACGACGUCACAGUCAUCGAUGAAAUGAUACAAAGAUAUCCUCAUUACGUCAUAAUACACGAUCGAGAAAGCGCAGCGAUGGGGAACGAUAAGUUGUUACGUCACACUGCUGGUGGGAUUCAAUACGUCACAAUGGACAUUAUGCGGCUUGUGGAAUGCGAUUACGUCAUUUGCACGAUGACGUCAAACAUAUGUAGGUUGACCUUUGAACUCAUGCAACAAAGGUAUGGUGACGUCACAAACAGAUUAUUAUCGCUUGACCGAUCAUAUAACUUUCAUCGACGAAAGUUUCCGACCAACCAUAUCGUCGUAUUACCCCACACGGGGGCGACAUCAUCAGAACUAACGUUGUCGGUGGGUGACAGGGUGGAUCCCCUACAUAGGAAGUGGAAAGAUGACCUUUGUUUGGGCGUCAAAAGGUCAACCGGGGGAGAGAGGUAUUACCCAGAUCACGUG
Messenger RNA from Ciona intestinalis (vase tunicate), 1726 nucleotides. The record is from RefSeq and is a predicted model, not a curated record. Lineage: Eukaryota; Metazoa; Chordata; Ascidiacea; Phlebobranchia; Cionidae.